Anoplophora glabripennis (Asian longhorned beetle) is the source of this 2373-nucleotide messenger RNA. RefSeq names its product relaxin receptor 2 (gene Lgr4). Lineage: Eukaryota; Metazoa; Arthropoda; Insecta; Coleoptera; Cerambycidae. The record is from RefSeq and is a predicted model, not a curated record. Gene Ontology annotation, cellular component: membrane. The coding region runs from base 1 to 2241 and encodes 746 amino acids. Gene Ontology annotation, biological process: G protein-coupled receptor signaling pathway. The transcript has 20 exons. Gene Ontology annotation, molecular function: protein binding; G protein-coupled receptor activity.
AUGCCUGAAUUAAAUACAUGCGUUGUUGAUAGGAGCUUUACUGACGUCCCCAGAGGUAUUUGCAUCGAGGGGUACUUCCAGUGCGAAAAUGAGACUGUGUGCGUGCCCCAGGACAGCAACUGCGACGGAAAGGUCGAUUGUCAAACGGGAAGUGACGAAAUGAAUUGUGAUGACAAGCACGACGACGACUACUGGGACCACCUCUACAGGAAGAAUAUAGCAGCGGAGCAUGACGAUUUCGGAAACAUAUGCUUCUUAUGGUACAAUGGUUCUUGUGCAUGCAGAGCUAGAGACUUGCUUUGUCAGCACAAGAACUACGACGCGGCUCCUAGGGAUAUACCUCAAGUAUACAUAGAUAUAUUGGACUUUACAGGCAACAACUUCAAGCACUUGGGACCAGAAACGGUGGAACAUAUCCCGGAUCUAGUGGACACGCUGACGAUGGUGCAUUGCAAUGUUACUGAAGUGGCGCCAAAGACUUUUUACAAGCUGAAAAAUGUAAAAAAUUUGCACCUGGACAACAACCACCUGAAACUAAUCCCCCCGGAUGUUUUUCCAGAAGAUAACAGACUUCAAACGCUGACCCUCAUGUACAACGACAUCUCUAAGGUGCACCAUAGGGCGUUCGAGAAUCUCCAGCAGCUCGUCGAACUGGACUUGAGGGGAAAUAAACUGACAGAAAUCCAAGGAAGGACUCUGGAACCACUUCGGAAUCUUACCAUUUUAUUCCUGCAGAACAAUCAGAUUAAGUACGUGGAGGCGUCGAGUUUCCCGCCGAUACCCCUGCACCAAUUGUCCCUGAUGGACAACAAGAUCAUGGAAAUGGACAGAGCAUCGUUCGCAAAUCUACACAAUCUAAGGAGUCUGUUCCUGUCCAAUAAUCGCUUGACGAUGCUGAAGAACGGAACGUUCCUCAAUCUGACAGCGCUGGAGUCACUGACCCUGAACGACAACUUUAUUAGGAUCAUCGAGCUGGGGGUGUUCGGAGACGUUCCUAAUCUAAAUUCCCUGAAGUUGCAAAGGAACCAGUUCAGAUCAUUGGAAAAGAACAUGUUGCUUCCUCUAACAAAACUGGCAACCAUCUACUUCGAUCGCUUCGAGAUGUGCGCUUCGGCCACGCACGUACGGGUAUGCCUUCCCAAGGGGGACGGGAUCUCCAGCCAGGAGCACAUGCUCGACAACCCACUGCUUAGAACUUGCGUUUGGGUUAUGGGUGCCAUAGGUUGCACAGGCAACAUAAUAGUCCUUCUGGGGCGUCUUUUCGCCCCUACCAACAACGUGGUCCACUCUCUAUACUUGAGGAACCUCGCCCUGUCGGACUUGCUGAUGGGGGUGUAUCUCUUCAUCAUAGCCGCCGUGGACCAGCACUACAGGGGGGUGUACCUGAGGCACGAGUACAACUGGAGGCACAGCUAUAUGUGUAGUUUAUGUGGCUUCCUGAGCACGCUAUCCUGCGAAUCGUCGGUCCUUAUCCUGUCCCUGGUCACCUGGGACAGAUUCAUCUCGGUCACUCAACCCCUAGCCAGAAACCAACCCUCUCCCAAGACGGCAGCGCUGACCCUUCUGGUGCUGUGGUGCAUAGCAGCCAUAGUGUCCCUAGCUCCGCUCAGCCACCUCGCCAGAAGCUACUUCGGCGACGAGUUCUACGGAAGCAACGGCGUCUGUCUGUCGUUGCACAUCCACGACCCCUACGCCAAGGGUUGGGAGUAUUCCGCGGCUAUGUUCAUCAUGAUCAACGCUUUGGCCUUGGUGUUUAUUUCCUACGCGUACAUGAGGAUGAUCAACGAGAUCAGGGCCAGCGGGGUGGCGUGCAGAUCCACCAGGCAGAGUCAGGAUAGAGACAAGGUGGCGCAGAGGUUCGGAAUCAUCGUCUUCACGGACUCGCUGUGCUGGGUGCCCGUCAUCGUGGUGAAAAUUCUGGCUCUCUCUGGCGUCGUCAUUCCAGCAGAUCUAUACGCCUGGCUGGCCAUAUUCGUCCUGCCCAUAAAUUCUGCUCUGAAUCCGGUGCUGUACACCCUCACGACCACAAUUUUCAAGAAACAAGUGAGGAAGAUCUUCCACUCGUGCCGUCAGAGAAAGAGAAACGAACAUCAUCACUCUGCCUCUGAUUCGGGAUUCAGUCUCAGCUUCGGGGUUUUCCCCAUAGCUGGCAGCACUAGGAGGAUCCUCAGUUACAGGGGUACGCAAAGCAGCAGUCUGACGGCUAGCAAGAACAGUUGGAAACGGUCAACGGCUGUUUGAUAAUAGGCUUAGUUUACGUUAUUUGUGAAUACAGUUUGUUUGAUUAUAAAGGUCCCGAGUUAUAACUCGGUUAUCCAUUUUUGGACACCCUGUAAAGUAAAUUCAGGGGGUGAUAGUACGACAAAAAAUGAA